AUCCUCAGCUUUUCGUACUGCUUGUUACACGAACGUACCCUCUGCAGCUAGAGUCGUUCUGUUCUUGUGACUAGUGGGACGCGUAGAGCCUUGGCAUGGAGGUCCCUCAGACACGCCCUCUGGACGUCGAAUCUCGUUCCGCCAGGCGAGAGUUCUCGCAAUGCCAGAAUUGCAGGAGGAAUAAGGACCAGCACAAAAUCAGGCUGUCAGUGUGCACAGGCUGCAAGAUCUCUAUGUACUGCAGUACAGACUGCCAGAAGGCACACUGGCCCACUCACAAGCCCAUCUGCCUUCGAAACCGACAGACCACCAAAGAAAUCACGGAGCGGUACGAUGGGGAGGCCAUAAUUGGACAGAGUGCGCCCGAUGCACCUAUCGUCACACCAAGCGACAUCCUCGCCGAUCUGCGCUCGUUCACCGCCAAGUUCACAGCUGCGAUCUUCCAGGCGGCGUUCAACGCCCUCGAGCUCACGCGUCUGGGCAAGACCUGGCAGCAGUGUGUCGUCUGGGUCGUCCUCGAGCGCGUUAAGGUCAUUCCUGAGGACUCGAAGCCGUGGCAACGCUGGCAUGUCAUGCAUGUCUUGCCUGUGCCGACCGAGUUUGCCUCGUCGAAGAUGGGCGGCGACAGGUACGAGUUCCCGAAGAAGAAGCGCGACCUCGAGCGCGAGCAGCUCCAGAAAGGCAACACCGGUGCCAUCACGGUCGUCAUCUCCGGUGGGUACGAGAAGCUGCAGCUCCUCCUGCACAACGUGACCUGCAUUGGGUUUGGGCCGCACUCCGCGGGCGCGCUGAAGGUCGAGGAGAAGUGGGAGGACACGUUCAAAGACACUGUUGAAAGGAUGUGUGGACGUGACCCCGCUGCUCGUCCACAGGCAGUCAUUCCAGGUUCUCAAGGAACCUAACUUCUGAAUCACUCACGGACACAUUGUAUUUCUACAUUGUACUGCUUUCUUGGUUUUUAGGAUUGCUAUCGACCAGUUUUGCAUGCCUGCUGUUGUGUAUUCCUCUGCUGUACAUAUGUUGCUCUCAUCUAAUGUUACUUCUCACGAACUCAACUGGG
This is a messenger RNA of Phanerochaete carnosa HHB-10118-sp, 1060 nucleotides long. RefSeq lists its product as uncharacterized. The record is from RefSeq and is a predicted model, not a curated record. The transcript has 3 exons. Lineage: Eukaryota; Fungi; Basidiomycota; Agaricomycetes; Polyporales; Phanerochaetaceae. The coding region runs from base 573 to 902 and encodes 109 amino acids.